Rodentolepis nana is the source of this 1851-nucleotide messenger RNA. NCBI's taxonomy places the organism in Eukaryota, Metazoa, Platyhelminthes, Cestoda, Cyclophyllidea, Hymenolepididae. The record is from the annotation of a GenBank genome assembly.
AUGGAUGAAGAAGUUAGUGCUCAACAUAUCGCAAGCUUCCUUGAGCACGAUAAACUCGGAGACGAAGAGGUUAUGUACAAUUUAGAGGCUGUGGCCAGUCAACCAAAUCGAACAUUACUCGAAUGUUAUCUCCGUAUUGUUGACGGUGAGUAUCUCACCGUUAGAGUAGAUGGCGAACAGAAUCCAUCUGAAUGCUUUGAUCUCUGUUAUAUCGAGGACGUUCAUGGGUACUCCUGGUCCCGUAAAGGCACAGAAUAUCCCCAACUUUUUGUAUUUCGUUUCCUUGCCCGAAAAAUUACCGAUGGGGAGGCACCCAAUGAAGUUCACAUUUUCUCAAUGAACGAUACAAGAACGCUGAAAUGGGUUAUCGACAUUGUUAAUGAUGCUGUAGAAAAUGCAAAUCGGGCAGUAAAACAGCAGGCGAAACCGCGUCAUCAACCUACAAGAACUAUGUCCAAGAAGAAAGAUGCAAUUAACCGGCCAGAUCGAAUUAAACGUCACAAUCGAGAUGGUGCUGGUGUUGGAACAACGGGAAAAUUGGAGGAAUUAAAUCAACUUUUUGAUGAAAUCGAAAACUUUGAAUCUCUCUUGCAUGACGCUGUUUCCUUCCAAGUCACCGGGGCAACAAAAGUUGAUAAAACAUUAUGGAGGGACAGCUUGAAUCCCCCAUCAUAUGAAGCUGCAGUGGCGCAUGUUGAACGGAUCCGAACAUGCAUCAAUGUAGCCUCAGUUCUGCGGGAUCAUAUCCAGGACCCAGGACCGGGAGAAUUAUUGAAUCGACUCAUGGAGUCAGUUUGGUGGGUUCAGAAAAUAUGUGACGGAAAUAGAGUACUUCACUAUGAUCCAAAUCUCGUGAGAUCGGUAUGGCGUCCUGCUUUCACCGAGAAAGCCGUUCGAACUCUUUCAGACUAUCUUCAAGCUGGAAACAAGUCUUUUUGGCAGUCGCUUGGAAAAGCUUGGACUGUUCCGGGUGGCAAACCUGAUGGAUCAGAUGGAGAUUUCAUGCUCUCAUCAAGAUCUAAUGAAAUUGAACGAAGUGGUUUUAAACCAGAAAUGACUAUUAAAGACUAUGGCUAUUACAAACCAAUUCCUUCAUUAAAUGCUCCACCAGAGAAGAAAGAAGAGGCGAUUGAUAUGGAAGUUUUUAUCAGAGAAGUCAGAUCUCGUGGUGGAACAUUGGUCAUUGCAAAGCAAAAGAAUGUCAGCGAGGCGGCUAGGGAGAUGAGCGUAAACGUUGGCGAUGUCCUCGAGGUUCAUUAUCUGGUGACCCAACCGCCUCAAACUCAGCCACCACCCCCUCCUCAACCUGUCAUUGUCCCUAUGCCUUUCCCCAUGAACCAACCAAUGAUGGGUCCAAUGAUGGGAGGUCCGGGCAUGUUGCAGCAUGAUCCCUAUGGUGGACUGUACUCAUCAAUGCCCCUACGUGGUGGGCGUAAUCCCAUGGAUCCUUACUAUAUGGAUUACGAGAAUGCAGGACAUCGUAGAAGGCGUUCAUCACCAUCACCACGCAGAUCUAAUCGGCACAAGCGGAAAGAGAGCAGUCGAAGAAAGAAGAAAUCUGGACGAUCAAGUUCGAGCUCAAGCAGCAGUUCAAGCAGUUCAAGCUCAAGUAGUUCAUCUUCAAGUAGCAGUGGGAGGAGCUCCGAUGGAAAGGGCAGGAAGAAGAAGAACAAGAAGCACUCGAAAUCGAAGAGGGACCAUAUUCCUCAGGCUCCAACACCGCCUCCCCCACCGUCAAAAGAAGAUACAUAUGAUGUCAUUAACCAAACCGUUCGCAAGCAGAGAUUUUUAUCCCAAAUGCCCGGUAAGUUAUAUCAUUCACAUCUGUAUGGAAUUUCGAUCCGAAAUUAG